This is a messenger RNA of Prunus armeniaca (apricot), 858 nucleotides long. NCBI's taxonomy places the organism in Eukaryota, Viridiplantae, Streptophyta, Magnoliopsida, Rosales, Rosaceae. The record is from the annotation of a GenBank genome assembly.
AUGAAACACCAAGACCUCAACCUCCACAGAAGCAACAGCACUACUUCCAUCGCAAGAAGCUCAUCAAGAAAGAUCAUCCCAUCAAACCACUUCAGAUCCUCAUCGUCCACUCUCCCACUUGAUCAUCAUCAUCAUCAUCAUCAAAACGAAGACGUCUCCAACAACUUCUUGAUUCCGAAGCAGCACUCCCCAGUCUCCAUCCACCAACUCUCCAAAACCCAAACCAAGCUCACCUCACUCCUCCGCUCUUUUCUCAGCUUCCUCUCCUUCCCCACCAUUAUCCCAACUUGCAAGUGGCUUGCCAUCCCCUCCGGCCUCUCCAUCACUCCCUCCCUGGGCAGAAAAGUCACCGGGACGCUCUUCGGGAACCGCCGUGGCCAUGUCAGCUUCGCCGUCCAGCUGGAUCCCAGUUCGGAGCCCGUUUUGCUUCUCGAGCUUGCCAUGUCAACAUCUUCACUCGUCAAGGAGAUGUCUUCCGGACUCGUCCGCAUUGCUCUCGAGUCCGAAAGGCAUCAUGGUUCCAGCCGUACGGGUAUCCACGGCCGUAAACUGUUUCAGGAGCCUUCCUGGACCAUGUAUUGCAACGGGAGGAAGUGCGGCUACGCAGGGUCUCGUACGUGCGGGGAGUCCGACUGGCACGUGUUGACUACUGUUCGGAGCGUGUCAGUCGGAGCAGGCGUGAUUCCAGUGGUGGAUGACGGGAAAAAGGGUAGCUCUUCAGAAGGCGAGUUGCUUUACAUGAGGGCUAGGUUUGAAAGAGUUGUGGGAAGCCGAGACUCGGAGGCCUUUUACAUGUUGAACCCAGAAGGCAAUGGAGGUCCUGAACUCAGUAUUUUUCUUGAUAUAGAAACAUCAUGA